Molecule: messenger RNA, 3593 nt
Organism: Scophthalmus maximus (turbot)
Lineage: Eukaryota; Metazoa; Chordata; Actinopteri; Pleuronectiformes; Scophthalmidae
Product: ADP-ribosylation factor-binding protein GGA1
Exons: 17
Coding region: 186-2144 (652 amino acids)
Biological process (GO): intracellular protein transport; vesicle-mediated transport
Cellular component (GO): trans-Golgi network
Molecular function (GO): phosphatidylinositol binding; small GTPase binding; ubiquitin binding
Source: RefSeq, a predicted model, not a curated record
AAUAAAGCAAAACCCAAGACAAGGCUUGUUAAUUUAUGGGAAACAAUUCAUAGGAAGCGGUGUGGAAUACGUCGUUUGUAUGUAAAUAUGGCACUCUUGGCUCUCCAUACCCGCCCCAUCGUCCCGCAUCCACGCGAUAUGUCACAAAAAUCACGCGGUACUGCCCACUUGUUUAUUCCCGAAAGAUGGCGGCGGCGCCUCCGGAUGAGGUUAGCCUGCAGUCUCGAAUCAACAAGGCCACCAACCCCCUGAACAAGGAGAACGACUGGGACGGCAUCAAGGGCUUUUGUGAUCAGCUCAACAAUGAACCAGAGGGUCCCCAGCUGGCUACCAGACUUCUGGCCCACAAAGUCCAGUCUCCUCAGGAGUGGGAGGCCAUGCAAGCGCUUAUGGUUCUUGAGACGUGCAUGAAGAGCUGUGGAAAGCGAUUUCACACCGAAGUGGGAAAGUUUCGCUUUCUCAAUGAGCUCAUCAAGGUGGUGUCACCCAAGUAUUUAGGCACCCGGGCUCCAGAGGCAGUGAAGAAGAAGGUGUUAGAAAUGAUGUACAGCUGGACAGUGAAGCUGCCGGAGGAGACCAAGAUAGCAGAUGCUUAUCAGAUGCUGAAGAAACAGGGUAUUGUCAAGCAGGAUCCUGUGCUUCUUGACGACAAGCCCCUCCCACCCCCUCCACCCAGAGCCAAAAGUGACAUCUUUGAGGAUGAGGAGAAAUCCAAGACGCUGUCACGCUUAUUGAACAGCACGCAGCCAGAAGAUCUGAGGGCAGCAAACAAGCUCAUUAAGGAAAUGGUCCAGGAAGACCAAAAGCGAGUGGAAAAGGUGUCAAAGCGAGUGAUCGCCAUCCAGGAGGUAAAGGAGAGUGUCAGCCUGCUGAGCCAGCUGCUGGAGGGCUACAGCAAGGAGAGCUGCUCCCCGAGCAACCAGGAACUCAUUAAGGACCUGUACCAGCGCUGUGAAAAGAUGAGGCCCACGCUGUUCCGACUAGCCAGCGAUACGGAGGACAGCGACGAAGCCCUGGCGGAUAUAUUACAGGCCAAUGACAGCUUGACGCAGGUCAUCAAUCUGUACAGACAGCUGGUGAAGGGGGAAGAAGUGACAAAAGACGGCUUGACCGCGCCCUCGCAACCAGGCAGCAGUAACUCAGCGCUUGUAGACCUGAUGGGGCUGAACGCAGCAGCCAACCCAGAGCCCUCCAGCCUACAGAGCCUGACUCAGAGCAUGGGCAUCAGCCUUUUGGACGAUGAGCUCAUGUCUCUGGGAUUGAAUGUAACGGAAAACUACGACUCCCAGAACUCUUUUCAGUCGUCUGAUGGCACAGAAUCGUCCGCCCCGUCGGCGCCAGCUGCAGUGUUGCUGCCGGCCGUGGUCCAAACGCAGCAGGCUCCACCAGAGGGGGGCUCCACUUCUCCUCCGAAAGCCAUGGAGGAGCUGGAUUUGCUGGGGAAAACGCUGCUACAGCAGUCCUUACCUCCGGAGAGCCAGCAGGUCAAAUGGGAUAAGAUUCAACCUCCGUCCAGAGUGACUUUACGAGAUCUCCAGACGAGGUCCAGCACCGGCUCCAGACCUGCUCCUCCUGCAAACGCCGCCUCCUCCGUCGCUGCUCCUGCUCCAGGCUGCACAUCCAGCCUGUCUGUGCCACCGGAGCAGCCCGACGCGCUCCUCCUCUCCAACCUCGGUCUCACAGCCGCCGGUGACCUCUACGACAGCAUCUCUCUGUCUGAUGUUACUGUGCCCCUGGAAUCAAUCAAACCCAGCAGCCUAUUACCAGUGACUGUAUUCGACAAGCACAGUCUCCGGGUCUUUUUCACCUUUGCCCGCGACUGUCCCCUGUCCCGGCCAGAUGUGCUGGUGGUGAUCAUCUCCAUGCUGUCCUCCGCCCCCAUUCCGGUCACCAACAUCCGCUUCCAGGCAGCUGUGCCCAAGGUGAUGAAAGUGAAGCUGCAGCCUCCCUCUAGUACUGAGCUCCCAGCCUUCAAUCCCAUCCUGCCUCCAGCCGCCAUCACACAGAUCCUGCUCCUGGCUAACCCACACAAGGAAAAGGUACGUUUGCGGUUCAAACUGACAUUCAACCUGGGGGACAAAUCUCACGAUGAGUCUGGUGAUGUGGACCAGUUCCCCCCUCCAAACACCUGGGGGAACCUUUAGUGAGCGGCGCCACCCACCUGUCAUCUGAUCUGCUGCUUCCCUUAAGAUUUAGGUUGAAGUUGUCCCUCAUCUCUGGCAGAGGCCUCGUCACGCGACGGCGGUUUCAAACGUUCGGUGAGAGAAAAACUGACGAGACCAGUCGUGGGAGCCAUUUUCUGCCUUGUGCCUUCCUUCACAGCCUUCCUGUCCUUUAUUCCAUCAUGUCCACGUCCCUGUGAUUUGUAGCUACUUUCUCUUCUUCCUUCAAUCAGCACAGAGAUUUAUUUAGCAAAAACUGUCGGAAACAUUGAGCGAGUUGAGCCUUUUGAAAAACCGAAUGUGUGCAUUUGUCUGAUUUACAUACGGCUCGUUCCAUGUCAUAUGAAUUAUGUAACAGCUGGUGUCUGACUUUUUUGUUUGUUUGUUUUAUGCAACCCAUGAAGGAGGAGGUGUCUGAUGCAAACCUAACUUUGGAUUCAAAAUGAGUGUUGUCACAAUUGUGUUUAUGAUUUGACUGUUCAGUCUUUUUUUUUCUGUCAAAUCCAUUAAUACUGUUUCUCAAACUCGUAGUCAGCCAACUGCCAAAAAGCAAUAUUUUAUUUAUGCUAACAAUCCUACCAAAGCCUAAAACUGAAUGCAUUCACUCCUUGAUAUUGAAUAAUGGCCCUCUUACCUGAUCAGAGAUGGAAUUAUUUUCCUAGAAAAUAGCACAAUUUCCACCUCACUAGAAAUCCUCUCAAAGAGAACUGUUGUUUAUUGUCCAAGCAGUCAGAAAUGAUCAGACUUGAUGUUACUGUCUACUCCACUCUUUCUAAUCAUUGCAGCCGUUUUGGUGGAGACGGUUCAGAAUAUGAGGAAUCAAUCUGUAACGCUGUAAUACCUGUAAAAGAACUGGGAGGUCCAAAUGAUCCAAGGAGCAUAGAUAAUGAAUUAGUACAUGUUUUAAUAUAUUCCAUCUUUUUUUAAGUGUUGCAGUUGUCCAUGUAAACAAUGACAUUGGUGCAAGGAGUCAGGUUGCAGCUAAAUGGAAUUCAGCCAACAUCAAUUUAUUUUUAAUACCGAAGCUUUUCCUACUGUGAUGCGUCAGAUUGUCUCCUGUGGAAAAAGGCCUAUGAAGGAACGGCACUAAAUCUCUGCCCCUUUACGAUUUAGUUUUUUUGUUUUUGCACUUUUCUUUGUGAUCAAUAGUGGGACUCUUGUUUCACUCAGGAUUUUGAUUUGGAGAUUUCCUCCUCCUUGCUCAACAUGCAGUUAUUGUCUUUGAAUUUUUUGCACAUGAAAUCAUUCCAUUCCGAAGAAUCUCGUUUUGUUUUGUUUUGUUUCUUUGCCUUUCUACUGUGACGGACAUGUGAAGUCCUGAGCUGACGUCACUGACAUCCAGUUUGAUUCUACCACAUGUGCCUGAGAUGGAACUUUUGAUUUUCUUUUGCUUUGUACAUAUAUGUAUACAAAUGACUGGUUUGCUCUUUG